Messenger RNA from Ichthyophthirius multifiliis, 2895 nucleotides. RefSeq lists its product as hypothetical. Lineage: Eukaryota; Ciliophora; Oligohymenophorea; Hymenostomatida. Gene Ontology annotation, molecular function: monoatomic ion channel activity. The transcript has 8 exons. Gene Ontology annotation, biological process: transmembrane transport; calcium ion transport. The record is from RefSeq and is a predicted model, not a curated record. The annotation marks the transcript as partial. Gene Ontology annotation, cellular component: membrane.
AUUAACAAUAGUAAAAAAGUCCUUCUUUAUCUUUUAUGCCAUAAAGAAGAAUAUCAUAAUCAAAUUAAAUCUUAAAUACUAUAUAAUAGGUAGAUUAGAUACUUGAAAUGAAAUAAUUGAAAAGAUUAUAAAUAAAUAUAAUCUUAUCUAAACAAUAAUAUGAUUAAAAAUUUGAAGUUAAUAAAUAGCAUUAAGUCUAAAAUCAAAAAAAAGCUAACCUGUAAGAUUUAGAAUUAAUAUAGUCUUAAUAAUUAAAUAAAUUAGUUUAAAUUUAAGUAAAUGUUAAAUUAGAUAAUAGUAAGUCUUUUUAAAAAUGUUUAAAAUAAUAUUUAAUAAUUUUGUAAAAAGUAAAUAAAUCUGAUUUGUAAAUAAGAUUAAAUGCAUUAAAAGUUUUAAGAAAUAUAUCUAAUUUUAAUAAGGAUUUUUAAAUUUAUGAAUCUAUUUAAAACGAUUUAUGUGAAAUUGGUUUUAUGAAAUUAUUAUGUAAUGUUAUUAUUAAUGAAGUAAAUGAAAAUACAAAAACAGAAUUUAUUAUUGGAUUAAAUGAUUUUAUGAAUGAAUCUAAUUAAUAAAUAAAAAGUGCUUUUUAUAAUUAUUUAGUUUAAGACGAAAAUAAUUAGUUUCUUUUAACUUUAUAAAACUUUCUCUUAAGCAGUUUUAAAUAAUUUAAAGAAUAUAUUAUUCAACCUAAUUUUAAUAUAUUAAAUAAUUAAAUUAAAUAUAAUAAUUAAUUUUAAGAAUAUAUAAAACAAAAAGUUAAAAAAUCUUUUUAAGUAUUAGAAUUAAUAAAAUUAAGUUGCAAAUAAAACUAUAUAGAAAUGUAAAAUUUUUAUAGAAAUUAAGUUAAUUUAGAUGGUUGUAUAAAAAAACAAAGCAUAAAUUUUAUAAUACUAAUUUCCGAUAUUUUUUCAAAAUACCAUAAAUAAAUAAAUGAGGAAAAUCUUCAUUUUGGUAAAUAAAUAAUAGAAACUUUAAUUCAAAUGAUUAUAGGACCAUGUAAAGAAAAUUAAAAGAUAUUAGCUUAAUCAAAAAUAUUUGAAAAUAUAUAAGAUAUAAUGAAUGAACUUUUCGAAAAAGAUAUUAUUAAAUUAGAAUAUUAAGGCGAUUUUAUAGAAUUUAAUAAUAAAAUUUUAUUUUUAAUUUAUUUAUUGUUUGAAGGGAAUUAAGAUUAAUAAGUAAUAUAAAAAUUAUGUAAAUUAAUUAAUCCUAGAUUGUUUUAUAAUUAAAUUAUUAAACACUAUAAAAAUUAUUCAUAGAUAUAAGGUCUACUAAAAAAUAAACAUAAAGGAUUAUAUUUAUGUUCAAUUAAUUUUUUUUCAAAUAAAUAAAAAAAAAAUGAAUUUCUAUCUACUUUAAAUAUAGAAUAAUUAGAUAAAUUUAUUAUGGAUAAUGAAAAGUAUUUAUCGAAAAAAUAUAAAUUUAUUGAAUCUUGGCUUUAUUAAUUAAAAAGUUAAUAAUUAUUAAGUUUAUGUAAUAAAAACUACAUAAUAAUAUAAUAUUUAUCAUUUGUAAAUAAUACUUUUAAAAAAAUGUGUAAAGAAAUAAUUGAAUAAUAAGAUGAAUAAUUAAAAAAAAAUAUAAUAUAAAUAAAAUAAUAAAUAGUUUCUAUAGAAAUAAUUAAUUAAUAAAAUUUAGUUUAAAAAAUUUAUUUUCCGAAAGAUCCGUUGACAUAAUAUUUAUCAAAAACUACAAAAGAAAGAUUUCUCGAAAAUGCAAUAAUUAAUUCUGCAAAUGAUAAGAUAAAAUUUUUAUUGUCAUUUAAUUAAAUAUUUUAGGAUGAAAUGAAGCAUUUUUUAAAAUUAAGGGCUAUAGGCAUAUAUUUUCAUUUAUCUAUUAUUAAAAAUGCUAAGAACUUAAAUUUAUUUUUAAUUUUUAUUAUAAAUUUGUUUUUGUUUUUUGAUUAAUAUGAUGAUAAUUUUAUUUGCAUUUUUAUUACUUAUUUACAAAUUCUAAGUACAUUUUUAAUUUUAUUUUUUUGGAUGAUUUUAAAAUUUCCUUUAGAGUAUUUUUUAUCUAUUUUUCUUUUUAAUAUUUUUUUUUUUUUUUUUAGAUAUACAGAAAUUUAAAGAAAAUAUUAGAGUAGAAUAAAGAAAAAUAAAUAUUAGAAUAUAUUUAGGAUAUAUAAUUUUUUUAAAUCAAGUCAUAUUUUAUAUUUGAUAAUAAAUAUUUUAGUAUCAGUAAUAGGAUUAUGUUUUAGUAAAAUUUUCUAUACUUUUCUACUUUUAGAUAUUAUAGAUAGAUCUCCUGUAUUAAAAAAUAUAAUAAAACCAGUAACUAUAAAUGCGAAAUAAUUAUUACUUUCAGUUAUAAUUGGAUGCACAUUUCUAUAUAUUUAUUCAGCUUUAGGCUAUUAUUCAGAUAUAAAAAAAACACUUAUAUAUACAAAUAAUUAAAAUUACGAAAUAUGUUCUACACCUUGGGAUUGUUUUACUUUUAUAUUAGGAUAAGCAUUAAGAUAAGGAGGAGGUAUAGGAGAUUUAAUAUAAAUGCCUGAUCCAAUUAAUCAUUCAUAAUAUUAUUAUAGAUUUAUAUAUGAUUUAACAUUUUAUUUAAUUAUAAAUGUGAUUUGGUUAAAUAUUAUAUUUGGUAUUAUUAUUGAUGCUUUUGCUGAAUUAAGAGAUGCUAAAAAUGCAAAAGAUUUUGAUCAAUAAAAUAAAUGUUUUAUAUGCAAUUUAGAAAGAGAUGUAUUUGAAAACUAAGGACUAAAUUUUAAAAAACAUAGAAAAAAAGAACAUAAUAUUUGGAAUUACAUAUAUUAUAUUGUAUACUUACAAUAAAAAGAUAAAAAUUCUUUUAAUGGAACUGAUUAUUAUAUUUAAAAUAAGUUAAAAAACGAUGAUAUUACAUGGUAUCCAAUAGGAAGAGCUAUUUAAAUUGAAUGUUUAAAGGACGAAA